This is a messenger RNA of Diachasmimorpha longicaudata, 3455 nucleotides long. RefSeq names its product THO complex subunit 1 (gene Hpr1). Bases 147 to 2120 code for a protein of 657 amino acids. Gene Ontology annotation, biological process: mRNA export from nucleus; signal transduction; regulation of DNA-templated transcription elongation. Gene Ontology annotation, molecular function: protein binding. Lineage: Eukaryota; Metazoa; Arthropoda; Insecta; Hymenoptera; Braconidae. Gene Ontology annotation, cellular component: THO complex part of transcription export complex. The record is from RefSeq and is a predicted model, not a curated record. The transcript has 3 exons.
UGGGAAUUCAUCGUUAGUCCCUUCAUCAACUUGUGUGUUGUGUCGGCGUUUUUCCAUUUUCCGACUGUUUGUGAGCCUAAUUAAAAUCCGAGGAGCAAUAAAAUAGAUUGGAACACUUUAAUACUUUAAAAAUUGUUCUCAGCUCAAUGGCGAACUUCGAAGUGCUGAGAAAAUUCUGCAGUAACCACUUGGCGAACUGUUUGAAGACUUCGAACGUCUCUGACUUCCAAGAAAAAUGUGUUGCCGAGUGUACAAACGAGAUAGAAAGAAAAUCUGCUGUAGACCAGGCCCUGAGAGAUACUCUCCUCUCAGUACUGAGUGAAGACAUGAAAGGAACGGUGGCAGCCCUAGAAUCCUACGUAACAUUCACAAUCGAACUGUGCAGAAUGGACCUGGCCUCACCCAGUAUGCCAGUUAUGCUCCUGAGUGAUAUGUUUGAUGCGAUGACACUAGAUAAAUGCGAACAGUUAUUCACCUACGUCGAGAACAACGUAACAAUUUGGAAGGAGGAUUUGUUCUUCAAUGGCUGCAAGAAUCAUCUUCUGAGAAUGUGCAAUGAUUUGUUGCGCAGACUAUCCCGUUCACAACAGACAGUCUUCUGUGGUCGAAUUCUCCUUUUUCUGGCCAAAUUCUUCCCUUUCUCUGAGCGUUCAGGAGUGAACAUUGUCAGUGAAUUCAAUUUAGAUAAUCACACCGAAUUUGGGACCGAUAAACCCGAAACAGAUGCCACAGAGGCUAUGGAGGUGGAUGACAAACAAGAUAAACUCCAGAUCGAUUACAAUCUAUACAGAAAGUUUUGGGCACUACAAGACUUUUUCAGAAAUCCUAAUCAGUGUUACAACAAAGUUCAUUGGAAGGUUUUUUCAGCUCAUGCUAGUAAUGUGCUGUCAGCAUUUUCAUCUUUUAAACUUGAGGAUCAACGCACUCGUCCGACAACUGGAUCAAAGGAGACCCGAGAUACUGCGAUCGAAGGUGCUCACAAAGAAACUCCUUAUUUUGCUAAAUAUCUGACAAAUCAAAAGUUACUUGAACUUCAGUUAUCGGACUCGAAUUUUCGAAGAUAUGUGUUGCUCCAGUUUCUGAUUCUCUUUCAGUAUCUGAAUAGUACAGUUAAAUUUAAAUCUGAAACACACGAAUUAAAACCAGAUCAAGUUGACUGGGUAAAAUCAACGACUGAUCAGGUGUAUGGAUUGCUCGUUGAGACACCACCAGAUGGUCCAGCAUUUGCUGAUGUAGUGAAGAAUAUUCUGAAACGUGAGGAGCACUGGAAUUCGUGGAAGAACGAAGGUUGUCCGGAAUUCAAGAGGCCAGUGCCGGAUUCCGUGGAUGGAGAUGAGCCAAGAAAGGCAAAAAGAUUGAGGAGAAGAAUCGGAGAUGUUGUAAGAGAUGCGCAGAGAGUUGGAAAAUUUUACAUGGGCAAUCCGGAGCUCACAAAAUUGUGGAACUUGUGCCCCAGUAAUUUAAAAGCUUGUAAAUCAAAGGAACGUGAUUUUUUGCCAUCACUGGAGACUUAUUUUGAGGAAGCCAUUAUGCAGUUAGAUCCAGCUUCAAUGGUCGAGGAUGAAUAUAAAAAAGUUAACGAUGGUAAUUUUGGAUGGAGGGCAUUGAGACUGCUAGCUAGAAGAAGUCCACAUUUCUUUGUUCAUGGUAACUGUCCUAUAUCAAAAUUACCUGAGUACUUGGAGCUGAUGAUUAAGAAAAUAGCGAAAGAUCGACCUCAGGCACAGUAUGAUAUUAAACAGGAGAAUGAAGAAACUACACCACCAGAAUCCAAUGAUCAAGAGUUUAAUGAAGACAUUUUGAAACAAGAGUCGGAGACAGUUGAAGCUGAAAAUUCUGACAAUAAAGCAAGAAAGUUGAACCCAGUGAGUAUGGAGAUGAUUGAGAAACUUUCAGAAGUACUCAAAGAAGAUUGGGAGAAGCUAGCAACAAAAUUGGGAUACAACAGUAGAGAGAUUGAAUUCUUUCAAGGGAAGCCAACUCAGUAUGAACAAUGCAAGACAAUGCUCCAAAUCUGGGUGGAAGCGGAUGAAGAUGCCUCUGCGGAGAAUCUCGCUUACAUUCUGGAGGGAUUAAACUUUGAGAAAGCUGUGGCUGUAUUGAAGCCCAAGAACGACUGAAGCCUCACAAAAAAUAACCCUUUCAUUAAUCAUCAGAAAGGUUCUCUCAAGUACAAAGUAGCAGAAAUAAAAUGGUAAUGCCCUGGUAUUCUGUUGGUUUUUUUUAUUGACAAAUACAAUAAUAAAGUAUACAAAUCAAACACUCUGGAAGUGGUUCUUUCGUCUGGUGCAAAUGAUACUGAAUAAAUUAUCAUUGCACACAUUGUUCGGGGUUUUCUGAAAAUUUAGCCAAUAAGCUUUUCGGAAUGUCGUAAUCCAUUUUACGCGAUUCAAGAAAUAUAGAUUAUAUUCUGUUUUCAUGCAUCUGACAGGUGGUUUCUGGAGUCAAUUAUUUUGGAAUUGAGUAUUACAUUUUCAAUGUUAUAGACGUUGACUUAGAUUCGACUUUUUGGGGGGCGGAGGGGAGAAAGGAUUUUUUUUUGUAAUUAUGGAUAAAAUACAUCGGUAAUUCAUUGGCGCACGGAUACCACAGAAUAUAUAGUAUCAAAGAGGAAUUCAACAUUCUUUGUUACGAUUAUUACUCCACUCGAUAGCCCAUAGGUUUCGAGAGGAGGAUUUUUUUGUUCACGUCAAGUAUACUAUGCAAGGAAAAUGGCAGUAAUUCAAGAGCAUAUGCCUUACACUCGCACACAUUUUUAUUAUUUAUUUUCUGGGCUUUUUUUGGACGAUGAUACUAAGUGGGUCAUUCUUAAAGUUACGCUUAUUACUUAUUGAAUGCUUUAUUAUCUUUACUGACGAACAUAUUCGUAAAUAUUGACUAAAUGUGAACAUUUCUCUUGCGCACGUAUUCAUCACUCGCUGUUGUCUCACUUUGGGUAUCAUUUUUUCACGUUUAAUCAAGGAGUUUUUUUAGGAUUAACACAUGUUGAUAUGGAUUAGGUAUCGAUAUGGCAAAUCAAUUUGCAUCUAGUUAUCUCUGAAGCUAUCAGUCUUUUCGAGAAUUUCCUAGUAGGAUAUUUGUUCGAAAAGUAACAACAUUGAUACGAUUUUUCAAUUACUGUUUUUAGGAAACGACGAGACGUCGAAAGAUUUAUUUUGUUGUCUCGAUACUUUUGAAAACUCACGAAAUUUAAUGAAUAACUUCUGGUGACCUCAUGAGGAACAUGGAUUAAUAAAAAAAGCGAGCAACAAUUUGUAAUUACAAGCCGGAUUAUUUCGUCUAGCCAAUAUUCUAGUUUAUUUUUAAUGGAGUCUAAUGUUUUUAAGGUUUCCGUCACCUGCUAUUUUUAUAAAACUGUUUUUUCUUUAAUAAUUUGAAGAAAUAAAUUUUCAAUUGAAGAGUUGGAUCUUUUGCUUCGAUAUGAAAAUAUGAGACUGUUAAAAAGUGAAUAAAAU